Messenger RNA from Toxotes jaculatrix (banded archerfish), 2674 nucleotides. It is a transcript of the gene cdc14b, whose product is annotated as cell division cycle 14B. The transcript is spliced from 15 exons. Lineage: Eukaryota; Metazoa; Chordata; Actinopteri; Toxotidae. The coding region runs from base 185 to 1843 and encodes 552 amino acids. Gene Ontology annotation, cellular component: nucleolus; mitotic spindle; spindle pole. The record is from RefSeq and is a predicted model, not a curated record. Gene Ontology annotation, molecular function: protein serine/threonine phosphatase activity; protein tyrosine/serine/threonine phosphatase activity. Gene Ontology annotation, biological process: protein dephosphorylation; positive regulation of cytokinesis; microtubule cytoskeleton organization.
UACACAACACACACGCACACACACAAGCAGAUCCACAGAUACACAUCAUCAGCAGCGCAGGAACAAGACAUGCCAUAAUAAAAAACACGGCGACAGGUCGGGGACAAUACACCACCGCAUUGCGAAGCGGAGGAGGACUGUUGCAGCAGCUCAGGAAUGUCCACCGUGAAGCCCUGAAGAGAAAAUGAAGCGCAAGAGCGAGAGGAGACGAGCCGAGUCGAGGAAAAAGCGCUGUGCAGCCCACAACAGCUCAGAGGCGGAGCCAAACUCUGAUAUUUACAUUGAGAUAACAGAUCAACUAUAUUUCGCCAUACUUCAGCAGAAGAUCAAGAGCACGGCUGAACGACACUGUUUCUGCAUAGAUGAAGAGCUGGCGUAUGAGAACUUCUAUGCGGACUUUGGUCCCCUUAACCUGGCCAUGUUUUAUCGCUUCUGUUGCAAGCUGACAAAGAAGCUCAAGUCCAUUACACUCUCAAGGAAGAAGAUUAUAUUUUAUACCUGUGGAGACCAGAAGAAACAGGCCAAUGCUGCCUACCUAAUAGGCUCAUAUGCUGUAAUGCAUCUAAACAUGGCACCAGAGGAGGCCUACAGUCUGCUGGUGUCAAGGAAUUCAACAUACAUCCCAUUCAGAGAUGCUUCGUUUGGAACCUGCAUGUACAAUCUGAACAUCCUAGAUUGUCUUCGUGCUGUUCACAAGGCUCUGCAGUACGACUGGCUGGACUUCUCUAACUUUGAUGUGGAAGAAUAUGAGCACUACGAGAGAGCAGAAAAUGGAGACUUAAACUGGAUCAUUCCAGGAAAGUUCCUUGCAUUCAGUGGGCCUCACCCAAAAAGCAAAAUAGAGAAUGGGUAUCCUCUGCACGCUCCUGAAGCCUACAUUCCUUACUUUAGGAAACGCAACAUCACCACUAUCAUCCGCCUCAACAAGAAGAUGUAUGACGCCAGGCGUUUUACAGACUCUGGCUUUGAGCAUCAUGACCUGUUCUUCGUGGACGGGAGUACACCUAAUGACUCGAUUGUCAGGAAGUUCCUUAACAUCUGUGAGAAUGCAGAAGGAGCCAUAGCCGUCCAUUGCAAAGCUGGUCUGGGGAGGACUGGCACUCUGAUUGGCUGCUAUAUGAUGAAACAUUACCGCCUGACUGCUGCAGAGGCCAUUGCCUGGAUACGGAUCUGCCGACCAGGGUCGAUCAUUGGGCCACAGCAAAACUUUGUUGAAGAGAAGCAGAACAGUCUGUGGGCUGAGGGAGAUGUUUUCCGGGAGAAGAUGCUAAAUGAGCGUGAAAAUGGCAAGAUGGCCGUAACCAGGAUCCUGUCUGGAGUGGAUGACAUAACUAUCAACGGGAGCAACAAGAACAGGACACUCAAGAAAGAAGAAAUGGACCUUUAUAAUGAUGAAGAGGAGAGAAAUGGCCUUACACAGGGUGAUAAACUGAGAGCCCUGAAGAGCAAGAGGCAGGCCAGAUCGUCUUCAGGUUCACUAUCGCAGGAAGAGAAUAAGAUUCACACCAGGUCAUCAUCACAAUCCCUAAGGGCCAUCUUGCAGGCCAGUGUUCAGGGCUGUAAGACCAGUGUCAACCCCUUGGCUCUGUCUGACCACUCAGACAGCAGGAAGAGGACCAGAACCUCACUGCCAGCCAACGGAGUAGGAGGAAGCUCCCUGUGCCACACCAGACUGGUCAGGUCCCUAGGCAACUUGCAUGUAGUGACUGGCGACAGGGACCCAAUGUGUUGUGAGCCAUGUGGCAGCCAUAGAGACGCAGCCAGUGCCACAGCCAACACAGGCGCUCUCAUCAACUUAAACAUGGCACAGGUCCACCUGCAGUCACUCCAUACCCAAAGCUAGAGCUCCUCUACUUCGGUGAGCCUGUGGAUCUGGAAAGCCUGAGGAAAUCCAACUUCAAUACAGCUGUACUACUUUCAGUUGAUUUUUAAUUUUCAGAAAAAGGUUGGAACAAACUUUUAACCAACGUGAUGUGACAUGUCAAUGAUUUAUAGAUUGUUUGAUUACAGGUUAUUUUACCCAUAAGGCACUUUGGGGUUUUGUUUUUUUUUUUUUUUUUAAUAUUUUUAAACACGGCAUCAUGAAACAGUUUUAAUCAUUGCCUGGUUGUUCCUGCUUAUUAAAGCAUGUAGUAGCAAACAUAUUGAACCACAUCCAUCAGACCGGCAUGUGAAUGUGAAAAUCAAAGAGAUGUCCUCCAAAACGAGCACUGUGCAGAAGAUAUUCUGGUUUAUAAGAUAAAUGAUUUGCAUUCAGUUAGAAAGAUUUGGAGAUAGAUUUAAGGAGCCAGGAGCUGCUCUCGGCCCUCCAUGGCAGAAGCCAGAAGCCUGCGUUUGCCAUGGAUGUAGAUGAAACAUCAAGUCACUGUUGACAAGAAUUCCAUCACAAGAUAGAGUACUGUGCGCAUUUGUAAUUCAAUAUCCGGCUUGUCUUUUUAUUCCCGUCAUUUACUUGUGAAGCUUUUCAGCUGCUGUAUUUCAAGGGUGUAAAUAUGUCAACAUUUGAUAUACUCAGUUUGUAUUUUGUAAAUAUUUUUGUACUAUGUUUGAAUCAUGCUAUGAAAUAAGUCAAUGGUCCUUAUGGGACCUUGUCUAACUCAUGUUCAUAACCCACUAAAAACAUUUGCUUCAAGCACAUAGAAUCAGACAUUUUAAAUAAAAACUGUACUCCCAA